UCGGGGAACCCCGACGUGCAGCGGGAGGGCUCGGCAGCCCCGCCCUUGGCGCAGGGGGUGGCAGGGCAGGGCAGGGCAGGACGAACGCGUUGCCCGGGCGGAGGCGGCGGCGUGCGGGGCCUUGCGGGCAGCGCCCGCGGGAGAUGCGGCUGCGGCUCGGGCAGGUGCUGCCGGCGCUGUGCCUCGGCGCCGCCUUCCCCCUGCUGUGGUUCGCGGUGUGGCAGGGGAGCCGAGGAAAUGACUUAGAUAUGUACCAACACCACUUGCUGGAACUUCAGCAAAGACUGUUGUAUGCUGACAAGGAAAAUAAAAAAAGAUCACACGAACUGAGCAGUGCCCUAGAUGAAAUUAAACAUAUAAUUGCAAGAAGAAUGAACAUGACAAGAAACCACACAGGUGAUUUCAAGUGGAAAGAGUUAAACCUCCCCAGAAAACUCCCCAUGCAUCUUACAAAUAUCUACUACUAUCUCCCUCACCUUCGAAAAUAUGAAGAUGCAAUUUUCCCAAAUGUUAUUUUUGGGCAACAGAGAACUGGAGUCUCCUUGGUGAUGGGUAUUCCUACAGUGAAAAGGGAAAAACAAAAUUACCUGAUUGAUACAUUGCAUUCCCUACUGUACCAACUAUCUGAAGAGCAAAAGAAGGACUGCGUAAUAAUCAUCUUUAUAGCAGAGGUGGAUGCAGAGUAUGUUAAGAGUGUUGCAGAAAGCGUUAAAGCCAGCUUCCCCAGAGAAAUCCAGUCUGGAGUACUAGAGGUUAUUUCUCCUCCUGCUUCCUAUUACCCAGAUCUUUCCAACCUGAAGACAACACUUGGAGAUUCUGAGGACCGAAUAAGGUGGAGAACUAAACAGAAUUUGGAUUAUAGCUUUUUAAUGCUAUAUGCUCAACCUAAGGGGACAUUUUAUUUACAGCUGGAAGAUGAUAUUAUAGCCAAACCUGAUUUUAUUGAAAGUAUAAAAAGGUUUGCUGCUCAACAGUCCCAAGAUUGGAUGGUUCUCGAGUUCUCACAACUUGGAUUUAUUGGAAAAUUGUUUAAAUCAGAAGACUUACCACUCAUAGUGGAUUUUUUCCUCAUGUUCUAUAAGGAUAAGCCUAUAGACUGGCUUAUAGACCACCUGCUCUGGGUUAAAGUGUGCAAUCCAGAAAAGGAUGCAACACACUGUGAAAAGGAAAAGUCAAAGUUACGUAUCCGUGCUAAACCAUCUCUCUUUCAGCAUAUGGGAAUUUUUUCAUCAUUGGCUGGGAAGAUACAGAAUUUGAAAGAUAAAGAUUUUGGAAAAAAUCAGCUACAUAAAGCACAUAAUAAUCCACCUGCAGAAGUGGACACAAGCCUAAGAACAUACCAGCAAUAUACCUUGGAAAAAAUUUAUAAAGGACAAGACUGUUUUUGGGCUUUAGCUCCAGUGGCAGGCGACUACAUCAGGUUCACAUUUUUAAAUCCACUAGAAGUUGAAAAGUACUUGUUCAGAAGUGGAAACAUGGAGCACCCUGGUGAUAAACUGUUUAACACUACUGUGGAAGUGCUGCCUGCUAAUGAAAUGCUAAGAAAAGAAUUGGUUGAUAAUGGAAGUAAAUUUAACUACCCAGCAACCAAAGAUGGAUAUUUAAAAAUAGGGGCAUUUGAAAAUGGCACUGCAGAAGGCAGCAUCAAUCAGGCAAUAGGAAGAAUAAAGGCUAUUCGUUUGUCAGUCAGCUCUGAUUCUCCAGUCUGGGCAAUACUGAGUGAGGUACUUAUCAAGACAUCUGAAAACUGAAAAAUAUACCUUUUUGACGUGUCACUUGUUACAUAUUUCUUGAAAACAAGGCUGACUAAAACAAAGCAAAACAAACAAAACAAAACAAAAAUACUGGGUCAAAAGAUCAAUUUCAUACCCAUUUAGUUAUUAAUACUAUGUAUUAGGAAAGAGUUGAGAUAAAUCUUAUAUUUUUAUAUGACAAGGUAUAUGAAAAGAAUGUUAGUAAUUUCUAGAAAAUGUUCUUGUCUAACAUGUCAUAUAUAAAAAUCUCACCUUAGUUUGGCAACAUUAAAUAGAUAUUAUUGAAAACAAUUGAUAAGGCAUUACAGCCUGCCUCAGGGACUAAAACAUAAAGAAGAAGUUUCACCAGAAUUAAAAAUAACAGACAUUUUUGAAAAAUAUUAAGGACACAGUGUUCAACUCCAUUAAAAACACUGGUCAAUUUUGCAGGGAAAUCAGAACUGAAGGAAAAGUUGUCAAUAUUCAUUGCAAGUAUUUAAAGCAGUUCAAAGGAACAACUUAAUGUUAUGAAAAUUGAUCUCAAUAUAAAUGUGUUUCAGCCUUAAUGUAGCAUAAGUUAUGUUAAAUAUUUUUUAAAAUGAAAAUUGCCUACAAAUUAUCAUUUGAAUAACUUGAAACUUAAAUAGGUUUUUUUUUUUGGAAGAUUGUAAAACUUCUCAGUGAAUUGUGCAUUGAAUUAAUUGUAGGAAAGAAGAGUAUUAUGUGUAACUAUAUUUUUGUAAAAAGAAAAUCUAUUUAAAUAAA
Passer montanus (Eurasian tree sparrow) is the source of this 2498-nucleotide messenger RNA. RefSeq names its product MGAT4 family member D (gene MGAT4D). Gene Ontology annotation, molecular function: acetylglucosaminyltransferase activity. The transcript has 15 exons. The record is from RefSeq and is a predicted model, not a curated record. Gene Ontology annotation, biological process: protein N-linked glycosylation. Lineage: Eukaryota; Metazoa; Chordata; Aves; Passeriformes; Passeridae. Bases 144 to 1751 code for a protein of 535 amino acids. Gene Ontology annotation, cellular component: Golgi stack; endoplasmic reticulum-Golgi intermediate compartment; endoplasmic reticulum.